UGAUUUCCAGCUCCAGGAAGAGCACCGAGAAAAACAACAGCAGUAAACAGCUCAGCUCACCGACACCUGCUCGCUAAUAUCGGCUUUAAUAUCACUGCUCCACCAUUCAGCAUGUCUGACUCCGCUGGAGACACUCAGUUUCAGGACGAGAGCACGAUGAGCGACGAGCUCCAGAAACUCAAGGAUCUGAUCGAGAGUGCGGAUAAUGAGAGGUCCAGACUGCUGCUGGAGAAGGCGGAGUCCGAGAAGGAGAAGAGGAGAGCAGAAGCAGAGCUGGAGAGAUGGAUGAAGGACGAGGAGAUCCAGGAGGAGCAGUUCAGGAGAGACCUGGAGGAGCUGCAGGUGGAGAUGAAGAAUCUGGAAUCAGUAAACCGGACUCUGAAGAAGGAACUGGAUGAUCUUAAGGACAAGCUUCAGCUGAAGGAGGACGAGAUCGACUCUCUGCAGCAGAAGGCUGCGUGGUGGGCAGGCGCUCAUCACCUUCGAGGAGGACAAGGUGGCUGAACAGAUCCUCCGGCUGGCCAAGUGUUCAGUUGCCUGUGACAAAGCCAAAAUGGAGGUGAAGCCGUGCGCAGUUACCCUGGAGCCCACAGUCAAGUAUGAGGUCCACAUCACAGUGUCCAAGAAGACAGUGAGGUUCCAGUUCCAGAAGGCUCCUCCCCCUUUCCCUGCUGAGCGAAUCAGGGACCGGCUGGAGCUGAGCUUCUGCAAAGCCAAUCGGGGAGGAGGAGAAGUGGAGGAGCUGCAUUAUAAUGAAGAGGGCGGAGCUGGCACAGUCACCUUCAGCAGCAGUGCAGUGGCGGAGCGUCUGGUUCUGCGGGGACGCUACACUGUGGACGUCUGUGGGGAAGCAGAUGUGGAAAUCCUGCCGGUGUACGAGUACCAGCUGCGCAAGUUCCAGACGUUCUCAGGCGUCGCGAGCCGCACACAGCUUCUGAAGGAGAUGCAGGCUCUGCUGGAUGAGGAGGACAUGCAGGAUCACAUGGAGAUCCACUUCCAGAAGCCCAGCAAGUACGUCGGGGAGGUGGAGAACAUACGGUACGUGCCGGACAUAGAGAGGGUGACCGCCUUCUUCAGCGAGGACCACACCACAGCCGACCCCUGACCCCUGACCCCUGACCAGCGGAGGAGCGCUGUGAUCCAGCUUCAUCAUCCACAUCUCUCUGGGCUCUCUGGGUUCUUCUGCUUCUGUCUGCUGCUGGAUCAUCAUCUCUGAGCUCAGCAUCAUCAGACACCGACACGUCCAUCAUGAGGGGUUGAGUCUUCAUCAUGAGUCUUCAUCAUCAGAUCAGUCAUGUUCACUGUGUGAUUCUGCGUCAAAUAAACCUCAUUCCUCAACAUUA
Messenger RNA from Danio rerio (zebrafish), 1343 nucleotides. The record is from RefSeq and is a predicted model, not a curated record. Lineage: Eukaryota; Metazoa; Chordata; Actinopteri; Cypriniformes; Danionidae.